This is a messenger RNA of Orbilia oligospora ATCC 24927, 2997 nucleotides long. RefSeq lists its product as uncharacterized. Lineage: Eukaryota; Fungi; Ascomycota; Orbiliomycetes; Orbiliales; Orbiliaceae. Gene Ontology annotation, biological process: TOR signaling; regulation of actin cytoskeleton organization. The transcript is spliced from 4 exons. Bases 1 to 2997 code for a protein of 998 amino acids. Gene Ontology annotation, molecular function: protein binding. Gene Ontology annotation, cellular component: TORC1 complex; TORC2 complex. The record is from RefSeq and is a predicted model, not a curated record.
AUGAAUCCUACUCCAAGAAAAGACGACAAGCGUCCUCUCAUCCGCACAUCGAGCCAGUCGCCUCAUAUUCAACGACCUGUAGAACACUCAUUGAGGUUUCAAUCCCCGGUGCCCCAGGUGCCAAACUCAAAUCAGGCUUCAGCUUCAAGCUCCAGGUUUUCAUCACCAUCCGGCCAGAGCACAAGUACAACUCGCAUUCACAAUCCUCCUCCAAUUGCAAGCCCGCUGCCUAAAGAGUUCAGGGAUAGAUGGCGGGUUGUAAACACGUCUUCCAGCUCUAGCGUCUCUAGUUCAGACAGAACAGCUAGUAUCGGAAGCUCCUCGCUGUAUUCUUCGCCGUCUCUCAAACGCAAGUAUCAAGCGGUAUCGACAACAGGGAAUUCGAAUAAUAUAUCGCGGGUUUGGUCUGCUGUUAGUACCUCGCAUGCACAACCUGCACCUAUCGCGCCUGGACCAGGAUCAGCAAAUCGUAUUGCUUCAAACCUACCACAGCUCCCCAUUCGUCGCGAACUCACAACAAAAUCACCUUCCGCGCCUAUACCGCCUUCGCCAGCACCAUCAUUGGUACCAAAGGCUAUUUCGACCCCAUGCCAGCUUACGAUCAAUUCAAAAGACACGGUCUAUCCAUCUAGAACCCAUUUAAAUACUCAGUUGGCAACAUCCCCGAGAGCUACGCAUCAAACUCCUCCUAGAUCCCAGGAGCCGAAUACAUUUCAGCCGAAAAAAUCGAAACGAAGUGAUAGUCGAUCUGUCUCUAACAAACAUCGUAAUGGAUUGGUAGAUGGCGCCUUGGAGCCUUCGUCGCUCGAAAGCAAAAACAAAGACGCAAUGCCACUUUGGCCUUUACCGCAAGAUGAAUACCAAGCUGAGGUUCCAGCCGUGCCUGAAGACACAUCAGCACAACGACUAUACCCUGAAAAAGUAGAACCCUCAGGUCUGACAGAACGAAGAUACUCUGAAGACGAACCACAAGCCAAAGACGGCCAUAGUGAUUACGAAAGCGAUUUUUUUGAAGAUUACGACCCCUUUGACGAUGUACCUGAACUACGUGAAGCUCUGGGGAAAAGAGACAGGACGAGGAUUGAGAGUCGGCCCCUAAUCUCUAGUAAUCCUCAGUACAAUCCACCCAAGGAGUUCUUUAAAAUUAAGCCUAGUGAAUCUCGACUGCCCUACUUAUCUUCCAAUACAAGGUCGUACUUCCGAGACGGAAACAUUCCCUACCUUGAUUCAAUGAUUGAUCGUCAGCUCCAUGUACCAUUCUCUGAACAGGAAGCAAGAACGGUCUGGCAUACGGCAUAUGUCAUAUGCCCUAGUCUUGCAAAGGAACUUUUUUUUUUCGAGGAAAAAUUCUCUGUUGGGGUUGGAAUUAAAGCUUUGGCAGCAUUCUUGGAAUCCUCAGAAUUCUCUCGCAGUGAAAAGCAUGAGACUCUUGUGUCCAUUGCGUCGGAAGCCACCUUAGACCUCCCGAGGAGAAAAGAGGAGGAUGUGCAACGGUAUUUGAUAGAGGCUAUUCAGGCACGUAAUCCUACAUCUCGGUCGCAGGAUAUUGUGAUUGUGUCCAAGGAUAGGCCUGAUAGUGGAACGUCGUGGUCAUCACUCAUUCUUGCCCGCCAGUGUACAGAGGGGAUGUGGACCCGAAGGCAUCUCACGAGUCAUGCGCAUGUUCAAUCUAUCGGGUCUCGGAAAGCCCUCCGGUUCCUACGACCUUUUCGGACCUUUACUGAAGGAUCGAGUGAUGUCGUAGAUUGUGCGUGGGAUUCUAGUGGUCGGAAUUUCGCAUUGGCAUGCACUACUUACAAUGACAUGUACAACAGGGUUGGGAACCUCAUGCUUGGGAGUGUCGAUGGUCCCAUCAAGUUUCUAUGUGGGCACAAGACUCGAAGGCCCCCUAAUCAAGGAAACACCGCAAUCCUCGAUCCCUACUUGCAUAGUACUGUGUCUUCUGUAGACUUUUCCGGCGACCUGCUCUUCUCUAGUGGUUUUGACAACACCGUCAAAAUAUGGGAUAAGAAUAACAAACUAUUACAGCGGUCCCUUCUUUUCGGCUCCCCUGUGGUACGCAUGAAGAUGAGUGGGCUUUUUCAAAAUACUGGCACUGUUUGUCUUCAAGAUGGCGGUGUCGUUAUAUUUCGGUCCUGCUUGCACUCUGGCGACGAACCUGACUCUCGCCAUGUUAUAUCUGCCCGACAUGACUUUCUAGAACCAGCAUCUGUUUUGUGGGUCAACGGAACAGCAAGACGCAAGGGCUGGGUUUUCGUAGGAUAUGAGAAUAAAGAGAGUGACAAACGCCAGCCUAAUGCGUCUCUAGGGGAUUUGAGACUCUUCGAUGCCAAACAUGGGCAGGAAGUUCAAGAAAUCAGACCAGGCUCAACGAGACAAUUCGAUAUCAAUUUAGAUGACAGUGGUUCAUUCCUUAUUACCGGUUCAAUUGUAAGUGCAGCUAGGAGGCCGACUCCAGAUACGCACUCCUUUGUUCGGGUGUAUGAUAUAGAACAAUCUCCCCGCAAGAUGCUAGAGUUCAGCUGCCAGCAUAAGGAUAUUAACAAGGUUACAAUGAGUCCUUGCAGAAGAUAUGUAACUUCAUCUGGGACGAAUGGUAAAAGCUAUCUCUGGGAUAUUAGAAGAGGAGGAGACCCUCUCCAUGAGCUUGGACACGGCGAAUCGAGAACACCACUUAGCCCGGAUAGAGAUCGCGAAGAGGUGGACACUGGCGUCACUUUUGCUUCUUGGGUAGCAGAUGGGGGCCUAUUCAUAACGGGAAGUUCGGAUGGCAUUGUCAAAGUAUGGGAUCCCGCGAGAGCUGACCCAUUCUUGUACAACUUGGCUACUUUCGACGAUCCCGUGAUGACCGGCGCUUUCUCCCCAGAUGGCGAUUGUUUGAUGAUUGGCGAGACGACUGGCAAAGCAACUUUAUUAUCAUAUAUGGGGCGACACGGUCCGCCAGAACCAUUUGUGCAGGAUAGGACUAUGCUCGCACCCAUUGCCUCCGAAGGUUAA